AUGGCGUUCAACAACGAGGACCUGCCGGCCUACGUGCACGGCGAUCUCACGGCCUAUCUCAAGCUAAGCGGCAUGCGGCCGGAAAACAGGGACCAGCUGCGGUGCAUCCAGCAGCGUCUGUUCUCGCUGCAGCUGGCGGAGCCCUACAGGGCCAAGGAGAACGUUGAUGUGCUCCUGGUCACCAACACCAACACCACCCACGAGGAGGUGAAAGCGUGGGAGCGUUUGUUGGCCAAUGUGGGACUGCCCAACGUCACUUCUUGGAAUCUGUCGCUCUACGAGGGCGUGUCGUUCACCUACCGACGUCUCGAUGGUGGCACGCUGAUUGAAGACAUGAAGGGCAAGCUGGUGAUCUUCCUCAACAACAACUACACGCGCGGCGCCGAGGACUCCAAGGAGGCCAUCACCGACCUCCCCGCUCGCUGCGGCGUGACCAGCACGCCGAGCGCCGAGCUGAAGGGCCUGCGCCGGGAGCGCAUGAGGGCCGAGAGGAGGACCGCGCGCGACCACCUCCUCAGCGAGUUCGUGCGACCGGCCAGCGGCGUCGCUCCUGGAUCGCAGUACGUGCAGGACAACUGGUUGAAGGUUGGCAAGGUCAUGACCAAGGCCGACUUCGAGGCGCGGCGGCCGCAGGAGCAGCCCGACGUGGUGCUCAAGGAGGUGCGGAGCGUGUUCAAGAGCGAUGAGGAGCGCGAGCGCGCCAUCGGCAAGCUGGAACGGUUCCGGGAGGGCAUCAAGAAGAGCCUCCAGAGCCACGACACCACCGUCGGCAAGGGCAAGGAGCGCAUCUAA
Molecule: messenger RNA, 792 nt
Organism: Acanthamoeba castellanii str. Neff
Lineage: Eukaryota; Discosea; Longamoebia; Acanthamoebidae
Exons: 5
Coding region: 1-792 (263 amino acids)
Source: RefSeq, a predicted model, not a curated record